GGGGAAUCGUCGUCAUUUUGAGGACGCCCGCACUGCCAGUUUUCGCAGCGACGCAACGCCACGGCCACGCAAAAUACUCCGUUGCACCAGUGAUUGAGUUCUGUGACGACGCAGCGAUCGAUUCGCACAAAUUGGGGAGUGCACCAGCUGUCAGCCAGCCUGCACUCCACCAACCCUCGACGAAACGACGCCGACGCGUGCGCGUAGGAAUCACAGUAGCGAAGCAAGAUGUACCGCUCCCUCCUCUGGACCGCCGACCGCACGACCAAAGCGUUUGUAGGCGUCACCGCAGUAGCGUUCGGCCAGGCCGCGCACCACGCGAACACGUACGUGCCGCUGCCGGAGCUCCACGCGACCGACGCGGGGCGCGUGCUGCCCCAGAAGCUUAGAGAGAGACGCGAAAAAGCCUCAGCAGCUCUACGGGCGCACGCCGAGAGAUUUAGAAGGACUGCGACGGAGCUCUUGGACACCCUAAAGCCGCGACCGAAGCGCGUGCUGUUCGUCGGCGAUUCCCUGGUGUCCGGUGUGGGCGGCUCCUCAACAGAAGCUGUGAGGGGCCCGCCGCUCGCGAGGCGCGUCAGUAGACUACUGGCGGACGCGUACGGCGUCGAGGUCGAGUGGCGAUCAUUAGGAGAGACGGGCUCCGACGUCAGCGUAAUAAGACGCAACCUCCUGCCCCGGAUCGAUCAAGAUUAUGAUGUUGUUGUUAUUAUGGUCGGUCUCAACGAUUUCAAACAACUCGCGCGGGGCGAGUUCUGGCGGACGCCCUGGGCCUUCGGGCGGGAUCUGGAGGACUUGGUGGACGAGGUCAAAGCGAAGACGAACAAUGCCAGGGUUGUGCUGCCGGCGUAUCCCGUCGCCGUGGCGGGCAUCGCGGAGCCGCUGAAAUCGUAUGUGGGUGUCGUGGCGUCGGCCUGGGACGCCCAGAAGAAAUCUCUCGCGGAGCAAGGUAGGGCGACGUACGUCGACGUCUUCCAAACGGACGACGACGCGGGCUACACGGCGUCGGAUAGCAUCCACCCGAACGAGCGGGGCUACGAGCUCUGGGCGUCGCACAUCGUGAGCGCGAUCGCGGCGGAGGCGUAGUCUGUUUGUGGAUAUGUGUGAAGUAAGAUUAAUAACAUUAGUGACA
This is a messenger RNA of Pelagomonas calceolata, 1132 nucleotides long. The record is from the annotation of a GenBank genome assembly. NCBI's taxonomy places the organism in Eukaryota, Pelagophyceae, Pelagomonadales, Pelagomonadaceae.